Oncorhynchus masou masou (cherry salmon) is the source of this 3150-nucleotide messenger RNA. Its product is annotated as ras-related protein Rab-4B. The transcript has 8 exons. Gene Ontology annotation, biological process: vesicle-mediated transport; regulation of endocytosis; Rab protein signal transduction. Lineage: Eukaryota; Metazoa; Chordata; Actinopteri; Salmoniformes; Salmonidae. Gene Ontology annotation, cellular component: plasma membrane; recycling endosome; insulin-responsive compartment. The record is from RefSeq and is a predicted model, not a curated record. Gene Ontology annotation, molecular function: GTPase activity; GTP binding. The coding region runs from base 189 to 830 and encodes 213 amino acids.
ACGUACGUGCGUGCUUCUGUUGUUGGAUGAGGAAAGGGAAACGGUGUGGCGAAGUCAGAAAUCUAAAGGGAGGUGUAAUUGCUACUUUAGAAAACACGAAAAAACAACAAAACAUCCUUCGCAUACGGUACGAAGACACCAACUAAGAAAAUCCGUCUAAGUCCAUCGUUUUUAAAGCGGGGGCCGACAUGUCUGAAACAUACGACUUCCUGUUUAAGUUCCUGGUGAUUGGCAGUGCUGGAACAGGGAAAUCUUGCCUCCUGCACCAGUUCAUUGAGACCAAGUUCAAGCAGGACUCCAACCACACCAUCGGGGUUGAGUUUGGUUCCAGGGUGGUCAACGUCGGGGGUAAGACUGUUAAACUACAGAUCUGGGACACAGCUGGACAGGAGCGCUUCAGGUCUGUGACUCGCAGCUACUACCGUGGAGCGGCAGGGGCGCUGCUUGUCUAUGACAUUACAAGCCGGGAGACGUACAACGCCCUGACCAACUGGCUGACAGACGCGCGGACGCUGGCCAGCCCCAACAUCGUCAUCAUCCUGUGCGGGAAUAAGAAGGACCUGGACGCGGACCGAGAGGUCACCUUCCUCGAGGCGUCUCGCUUCGCACAGGAGAACGAGCUGAUGUUCCUGGAGACCAGUGCUCUGACAGGGGAGAACGUGGAGGAGGCCUUCCUCAAAACUGCCCGCACCAUCCUCAACAAGAUGGAGUCAGGUGAGUUGGACCCAGAGCGGAUGGGUUCAGGUAUCCAGUAUGGAGAUUCUUCUCUGAGGCAGCUGAGACAGCCCAGAGGUUCCGCCGCACAGAUCAAGCAGCAGUGUAACUGCUAGGGGCCGGACCCCCACCCUUCAACCCCACACUCACAGGACGCCCCCUAAAGCUCUAGGUGUUUUGGGAUGUGCAGGAUUUCUCCCCCCCUCCCUUCUGCAACCCCUUACAAACUUACAGCAUACCUGGACCAGUCGCCAUGGAGAUGACCUGCAACCCCUGACCAUUGGUAAGAGUCUAUACUUCCUGCCAAGGGAGGUUACCCGGGCUCCUGGGUCCUAGGCUGGGAGACCCUGUGGCGUGAACUGUGCUGGGAACAUAAGACAGUCAAUAUCUGGGAUGACUGUCAGGGUCAGGGGUUGUCCCAUUUUUACCCUUUUGUUGUUUUUAUCAACACACGCUUGCAUGCACGCGCACACACACAGUACACACAUCACCUGUAACUGAAAGUUCAUGAAGGAUGAAUUGCAAAACACACAGUCAACUUCCUCAUUCAUACGCAGCCUGUUCGACUGCACUGUCAGGUUGUUUGACAAGUUCUUGUGUUUUACACAUCACUCACUAUUAUUAUUAUUAUAUUUCUGUUUUUUAUAAGCUGAAUUUAACUUUUGUUUGCACUGAACAGUACUUCUUAUCAAGCCUGCUAUUCACCUUCUGAUAACUAGGCAAACUUAAGUCUCCCAAACCCAAACUUGAUUACUCUGCAACCCCGAAAAGCGCCAUUUACCACCAACACCCAAGCAUGAGCAGGUUGUUGGGUCAGUUGUGAAUGCUUCCUCAAUUAUUGUCCAACCUUUUCCCCUGAUUGUUCUCCUGGCUUCAGUUGUGCACAUGUCACUGAUUCCACCGUUCUAAAUGUUACCACAUGUAACUUGACUUUGGGUAUAAAUGGCAAGGUUUGAUUUAAAUUAAACAAAAACAAUUGUCACUGCUAGCACCUCCCAAAGGGAAAUCGAUUCACUCCUUAAGGUACUCAAAGGCCUGCGGGUCAUGUCCAUAGCACAAGGAUAAGUAAGGUUUCAGUUCAGUCUUCUCUUAUGGUUUUCCAAAGGACCCCAAUGACCACUUGUUUUUCUCCAUUUAUCAGCUGCAUAUCUAAUGUCACUGCUUGCCUUUGCCAUGUAAGGGUUACACUCUGUCUCAAUCUCAGGCUCUAUCGUGCCCUGGGGGUGGGGAGGUUAUCUCUGAGAAUGUAACCCCAUCUCUGCCCUCUUCAUUUUUCUGCUGCUCUGAGUUCACAUGUAAAGUACGGUCACAGGAAGCUAGACUGGUUUCAGUGUCACUAGUGGGAAAUAUUCAGGUUACAGGGCCAGGCUGCAGUCUGUUGCAUUCAACUGCACUUCUUGUUUUUACAUGUCUUACAUUUUGCCUCUUCCACCUAUCAUUUCCUGACUGUCAUAUAGAAUCAGGUUAUGAAAGACAAAAACAUUUAGAAUUUCGGGCCCUUACCUAAUUGCAGGCCCUUAUGCACCCUUACUUAAUUCCUAAGCAAUGCUACUGUUUGGACUCCACUAAGAGCAGUUUAACUGUUACACUGAACCAGCCUUGAAGAUGGCUAUCAAAAUGGCCAGAAGAUGGCUAUCAAAAUGUCGCUGUGACAUCAUCAACCCAAGAAAGACUGGUCCCAUUUUGUGGAAAGAUUUUUUUUAGUCUGCUUUGUUACUUUUCUUUCUUUCUCCUCUGCAAGUGCACUUUUACGUGAGAUUAUUUUGUUUAUAUACUGUAUGUAUAGAAUUGUACAAAUUGUAUUAAUUGAAAUAUAUACUGUAAUAAAAAAAAUAGCAAUUGGAGAGGUAAUCAUUCCUUACUAAAGAACAACUGAGAUUUUGUCCUUUCUCUCCCGAUAUCGACUGACCCAAGCCUCCUGUUCUAAUCUCCCUCUCCAGGGUUGUGGUAAAAUGACUCUCUGUCAAUUCUUUUUGACUCGUUGUUUGUAGCUUACUGCUGCUGUUUUGAAGGGGCGAUGUAACACUUGGCAAUUACUGUGACUUCCUGAGCCCCUGUGUGUGUGCAGACCGACGGCUAUCAGUCAGUCAUGUCUCACGACGGUAGUGAUGAUGCACUCCAUGCUGCUUGACCCCUAAGACCAUUGAACCUUGGCCUCAAUAAUGUCUUGUGUAUUCUAUUGAAUGCACCGUAAGCACUUAAUCACAUGGCCAUUAGCUUAUGACUAACUUCCUUCAGUAUGUCAUUUCGAAACGGAGCAGAGACUCAGUUGUUGCUUAGUAACCAAUGUGAGGGAAUCAUUUUAGGAGCUGCUGUACAUCUGAAUAAUCUGCUGUAAAUACACUUUCAGUUUGUGUAUUGGAUUGUUUUUGGGAGGGAAGGGUUGCUUGUUCGUUUUUAAGAUGUAUUCUAAAUAAAUAUAGCUUUUUAACUCGG